CAUGAACGCAGUGGGGUUUUGUGGGAAGAUCUAUUCUAAUUUUUUAAAAGAUGAAGGGCAACGUAAAAAGCUCUGCUCCUGCAUGCGGUGCAUGCAGGAUACAACGUAAGAAAUGCUCAGACAAGUGCUUGCUUGCUCCCUACUUUCCUCCAACUGAUAUUAGAAAGUUCGUCAUUGUGCAUAGAGUAUUUGGGGUCACCAACAUUGUCAAGCUACUUCAUGAUUUACCAGUAGAGAAGAGAGGUGAUGCUGUGUCGAGCAUGAUAUACGAGGCUAGUGUAAGGAUUCAAGAUCCAGUGUAUGGUUGUGCGGGUGCAAUCCGUAGGCUUGAACAACAAGUCUCAGAAUUGCAGUCUCAGUUAGCAAAUAUUCAACUGAAGUUUCUCAACGAUCGGUUGCAAGAAGCAGGUCUUCCACCCUUCAUCUCUGCAAUUGGUACAACUAAUUCCAUACUUGACACAAUGAACAACACCCCAGAUUCAGAUGAAACGGAUCCAAUGCAAUUGUGGGAAUAUCCACUGUAGACAUAAUCGAAAAGCCCAAAUGAAAAAGUUGUACAACAGAAAUAAAAAGGUUUUCCUAUUCAGAUCAAAACUUAUAUGUUCGUUACUUCAUUGAUCAGAGACUUUCUUUAAGAUACUUUGGAUGAUAUGUUGGCU
Cryptomeria japonica (Japanese cedar) is the source of this 659-nucleotide messenger RNA. RefSeq names its product LOB domain-containing protein 1. The record is from RefSeq and is a predicted model, not a curated record. NCBI's taxonomy places the organism in Eukaryota, Viridiplantae, Streptophyta, Pinopsida, Cupressales, Cupressaceae. The transcript is spliced from 3 exons. The coding region runs from base 51 to 524 and encodes 157 amino acids.